Messenger RNA from Hippoglossus stenolepis (Pacific halibut), 1298 nucleotides. It is a transcript of the gene psmb10, whose product is annotated as proteasome 20S subunit beta 10. NCBI's taxonomy places the organism in Eukaryota, Metazoa, Chordata, Actinopteri, Pleuronectiformes, Pleuronectidae. The transcript is spliced from 9 exons. The record is from RefSeq and is a predicted model, not a curated record. Gene Ontology annotation, cellular component: proteasome core complex. The coding region runs from base 309 to 1145 and encodes 278 amino acids.
UGAGCGCAUGAACAAAAACAACCGACAUCAGAGUAACACCGCGGUGAGUGAGUGCUGCAGCUCACCGGUGAUUUUAACAACCAUCAGACUCUGAUACACGGAGUACUGGUGUGAUAAGAAUAAAAAACAUUUGAAUCCAAAAUGAAGCAAAGUGGGAGAAAGGGGCGUUUCCUUUGUUACAGUGUGGAGCAGGAAGCUUCUGCUGAAGAAGUGAAAGUAAAAGUCAGAACGAGUGAAAAGCUCUGACACGAGACAACGUUUUGUGUCCACGUCCCGAGUUGAGCUGAUCCCAGAUCUCCGGAGACAAGAUGCUCCACAGUGUGAGAGGCUCUGAGCAGAAGUCUGGAGGCUUCUGCUUUGAAAACAGCCGCAGAAAUGCAGUGUUGGAGUCCAACUUGUCGGAACUCGGCUUCAAAGCUCCCAGUGCCAGAAAAACCGGGACCACCAUCGCUGGGAUUGUUUUCAAGGACGGAGUGAUCCUGGGAGCUGACACCAGGGCCACAGACGACAUGGUGGUGGCCGACAAAAACUGCAUGAAGAUACACUACAUCGCUCCAAAGGUCUAUUGCUGUGGAGCUGGCGUGGCUGCAGACGCCAUAAUCACCACACAGGUCAUAGCGUCCAACGUGGAGCUGCACAUGCUCAACACCGGGCGCCCCCCCCUCGUCGCCAUGGUAACCCGGCAGCUGAAACAGAUGCUGUUCAGGUACCAGGGUCACGUUGGCGCGUCUCUGAUUGUUGGAGGAGUGGAUGUGACCGGAGCUCACCUGUACAGUGUUUACCCUCACGGCUCCUAUGACAAGCUGCCUUUCGUCACCAUGGGUUCUGGAGCUGCAGCGGCCGUCUCUGUAUUUGAGGACAGAUUCAAACCAAAGAUGGAGCUGGAGGAGGCGAAGCAGCUCGUACGAGACGCCAUCGCCGCCGGGAUUCUCUGUGACCUGGGCUCCGGCAGCAACGUGGACAUGUGCGUAAUUACCGAGGCCGGAGUGGAGCACCUGCGAGGCUACGACCAGCUGGCGGUCAGAGGCCAGAGAGAGGGACAGUACAGGUUCGAUCCCGGUACCACUGCCGUCCUGACCAAGACUGUGACCCCUCUGUCCCUGGAUGUGGUGGAUGAGUGUGUUCACACCAUGGACGCUGAGUGAACCCUGCUCUGAUCGGCUGGUUCAAGAAAAGCUUUAGUUGUUAAAUCACUUACGUAAAAAUCAGUUUGCUUGUUUUUCUUCUCAUGAAGUUAAAUGUUCACCUCGUGACUAACGAGCAGCAGUUUCACAUUAAAAGCACUUGUUGUAAUGAUU